Danio aesculapii is the source of this 1632-nucleotide messenger RNA. It is a transcript of the gene guca1c, whose product is annotated as guanylate cyclase activator 1C. NCBI's taxonomy places the organism in Eukaryota, Metazoa, Chordata, Actinopteri, Cypriniformes, Danionidae. The coding region runs from base 439 to 1005 and encodes 188 amino acids. The transcript is spliced from 4 exons. Gene Ontology annotation, molecular function: calcium ion binding; calcium sensitive guanylate cyclase activator activity. The record is from RefSeq and is a predicted model, not a curated record.
CUUUUGGAAUGUUGGCCAGGAAUAUUAAAGCCUAUUGGCCGAAUGUCCACGGAAAAACUGCGUGAUCAUUCUGUGGUAAUCUCCCAAACACACACAAGGUCAGGAUUACGACAAAUCAUCAUCUCUCCUCUACUGAGAGAAAAUAAAAAGAGGGAGCUCAAAUCCAUUUGGAGACUUUCCACUUUCUCCGUCUGCCAGCCAUGAAUGUUCUCUGGUUCCUGGAAGGUUUGAGGAGUUAUCCAAUUAAGGGGUUAUCUCUCCUUUUAGUUGCCUAGUCUGUAGGGCAUUAAGCUUCCUGCCGUCAUCAGCAGUCAAUCCCAGAUCACAGCAGCAGACUCUUCACAUCUCACUCUCUGUCCACUGAAGCCACUGCUGGGCUUCUGGAUUUGACCAACCGCUUGCGAAUUUUCAUCCAGAAGGAAAGGCCUCGGAGGAGUUAUGGGCGCCCACGCAUCCAACCUGGAUGAAGUCUUGGCUGAGGACAUGCACUACUGGUACAACAAGUUCAUGAGGGAAUCUCCGUCAGGCUUGAUUACGCUGUUCGAGCUCAAAAACAUGCUGGAGAUGCAGGGCAUGACGGAGGAGGCCAGCAGCUACGUGGACCAGGUCUUCUUCACCUUCGACAUGGACGGGGACGGCUAUAUAGAUUUCGUGGAGUACAUCGCCGCUGUAAGUUUGCUCCUGAAGGGAGAAAUAAACCAGAAGCUGAAGUGGUACUUCAAACUCUUCGACCAGGACGGAAACGGCAAGAUCGACAGAGAUGAGAUGGAGACCAUAUUCAAGGCCAUCCAGGACAUCACCCGGAGUUAUGAAAUCCCUCCAGAUGAUAUCGUGAGUCUGAUCUAUGAGAGGAUUGAUGUUAAUAAUGAAGGUGAGCUGACGCUGGAGGAGUUCAUCACAGGAGCUAAAGAGCAUCCAGACAUCAUGGAGAUGCUCACUAAGAUGAUGGACCUCACACACGUCCUGGAGAUCAUCGUCAACGGACAGAAGAAAAAGAAGGAGUGAAGCUGUGGACGAGAUCAAAAAGAAGAAUAGGAAGAAGAGACGAUCCAGUCUGCAAAGCCCAAAACAGACUGGACAGAGGAUGAAACUAGCAUCUCAAAGGUGGACAUGAGCGAUCAUCAACAUCAUCACUUUCUCUUUGCGUGUGUUUGUGCCUCCAGAUAUCCCAGUUUCCCUUCUACUUUCCACUGUGCUGAAAUGACACUCGAGGAGAACAAGUCAUGAUUAAAUGGGAUUCCUGUCCUAUUUGAGGGAGUUUGGGAGCAUGUGCUUACCAACGGACAUGUGUAGUGGAGAAAUAAGUCACAGUUUAAAGUGUAUGAAUGUGUUUGCAUUGGAUGAAUCAGCACAAUCGCACAUUUUAAAGGUCUACUGAAGUGCUUUGGAACGCGCAUUUGUUUAUAAACUUGAUUUUUGAUGUAAUCUCAACUGAACGAUGGAGAGUGGGUGGGACAGAGUAGCUCCGCCCCCUUUUUAAAAACAGCCAAUGACGUUUCGUUUUUAUAACAGUGAGAGUGGUUGAGCUCAAAAAUAUCAAAUAAACAGAAAAUGAGAAGAAGGGGGCGGGGCAUGUCAGAUACUAGAGAGCAUUCGACUGGUCAGGAGAUUUGACGACAAGCUGAAGUAUGA